Molecule: messenger RNA, 1228 nt
Organism: Aureococcus anophagefferens
Lineage: Eukaryota; Pelagophyceae; Pelagomonadales; Pelagomonadaceae
Exons: 1
Coding region: 120-1223 (367 amino acids)
Biological process (GO): tRNA dihydrouridine synthesis
Molecular function (GO): flavin adenine dinucleotide binding; tRNA dihydrouridine synthase activity
Source: RefSeq, a predicted model, not a curated record
GAGAGAGGCAUGGGCCAUGGCUCUGCGGCACUUGGGACGACUGCUGCGGCGCCGCGCUGCAAGAAUUUGAGCUCCACGGCCUUUGACACGACCGCUGCGACGCAGCGCUGCAAUACGUGAUGGCCGUGGCGGCCCGAGCGGUCGCGCUCUGCGCCGUCGCCGCGCACGCGCUGCAGUACCAUGUCGCGCCGAUGCAGACCUAUACCAACGCCCAUCUCAAUUUCCUGCUGCGCAGGCUGGCGCCGGACGUGACCCUCUGGACGGAGAUGGAGAAGGCCGCCGACGUGCUGGCCUGCGACGACGCCGCGCUGGCGUCGCGCUUGGUCGCCGGCGGGGCGGACGACGCGCCGCCGGUGCUCCAGCUCGGCGGCGACGACCCUCGGGCUCUAGCCGCGGCGACGACGCGCGCGUGCAGACUCCGCACCGACCUGCGCGAGGUCAACAUCAACGCCGGCUGCCCGGCGAUCGCGAGCGGCGGCGCCGACUACGGCGCGACGCUCAUGCGCGACGCCGCGGCGACGCGGCGUUUGGUCGAGGCCGUGCGGGACGCCGCGCCGCCGUCGUGCGCUGUGUCGCUGAAGUGCCGCGUCGGCGUGCGCGAGACCUGGAGCGACGAGGCUCCGGCCCGCUACGAUGAGCUCCACGCGUUCGUCGCCGAGACGUCGAGCUCGGGCUGCCUCGACCACGUCGUCGUCCAUUGCCGCCUGGCGAUUUUGGCGGGCCUCGCCCCAGGCGCGAACCGCUGCCGGCCGCCGCUCCACCCCGACUUUGCGCGGCGCCUCGCGCGCGACUUCCCGGCGCUGCGCGUGACGCGCAACGGCGGGAUCGGCUCCUUCGGGGACAGCGACGCGCGCGACGACGGCCUCGACGGCGUCAUGGCGGGCCGCGCGGUCCUGCGGCGGCCCCUGGACCUCGGCUGCGCCGCGGACGCGCUUGGCGCCUACGCGGACUACGUGCGCACGAGCCCGGCGCCCGCGCCGGUGCUCGCCGCGCCGCUCGUGCUCGCGCUCGAGCAGCUCCGCGACGACGGCGGCGCCGACGACGACGACGCGCUCGCGCCCCUCGCCGACGCCGCGCGGCACCUCGGCGUCGCGUGGGAGCCCCGCGGCUCCGCGGGCGACCUGCGGCGCCUGGCCAAGGGCCUCGCGAAGGUCAUGGGCAAGAAGGUCUACAACAAGGUCGUCCGGAACCGCAACGAGGGGGUACCGGAGGACGUAACCUAGCGGCG